This is a messenger RNA of Caenorhabditis remanei, 999 nucleotides long. RefSeq lists its product as uncharacterized. The record is from RefSeq and is a predicted model, not a curated record. Gene Ontology annotation, cellular component: focal adhesion. The transcript is spliced from 8 exons. NCBI's taxonomy places the organism in Eukaryota, Metazoa, Nematoda, Chromadorea, Rhabditida, Rhabditidae. The coding region runs from base 1 to 999 and encodes 332 amino acids. Gene Ontology annotation, molecular function: actin filament binding.
AUGAGCAAAAAGUGUGCUCGUGAGGACUGUGGAAAGACAGUUUACCCAAUCGAAGAGUUAAAAUGUCUUGAUAAAACUUGGCAUAAGCAAUGCUUUAAGUGUACUGUAUGUGGAAUGACUCUUUCAAUGAAAAACUAUAAGGGAUACGAUAAGAAACCGUAUUGUGAUCCACAUUACCCGAAAACUGUGGCUUCCGUUGUGGCAGACACUCCAGAAAUGAGAAGAAUUGCUGAGAAUACCAAGAAUCAGAGUAACAUCAAAUACCACGCUGAAUACGAAAAGAUGAAGGGAACCAAGAUUGAGAUUGCCGAUGAUCCAGAAAUGGAGCGACUGAAGAAGAACACACAGGUUCAAUCAAACGUCUCCUAUCACGGAGUUCUUGGGCAAAAAGCUCGUCAAGAAGAGGUCCGCCCAAAGGAAGAAAUUUCUCCGAACCCAACUCCGACUCCAAUUUCUCCAAUCAACCAUCAAACAUAUUCUGCUCCAACGCAAGCAGUUGCUGCCAACUCUCAUUUGAUCUAUUCAUCAGAGCAAGGUGGAGCAGUUUCUCCAACACCACAGAAAACGAUUGGAAGUAUUGCUGAUUAUGAUCCAUUGAAUGGACAGUGGGGAACAGCUGCGAAUCAACCAAGAAAUUCUGAGAAAUUGGGAUAUCUGAAGAAUCAAGUGGAUAAAGGACCGGCUAGAUUUUGUGCGGAUUUUGCAGGAGCACCACCAUCAUCAGUCUCCUCAACAUCUCCACAUUCAACUCUUUCUUCUCCGCAAAGCGCAGUUUCACCAACAGGUAAAGCUGGAUUCGCUGUGAAAGCAAUCUAUGAUUAUGCGGCGGCUGACAAAGAUGAGAUUUCGUUUCUCGAAGGAGACAUCAUUGUAAACUGCGAGAAAAUCGACGAUGGAUGGAUGACUGGAACAGUUCAAAGAACACUUCAAUGGGGAAUGCUUCCAGCUAAUUAUGUUCAACCACACAAACUUCCUACUGGACUCCAUAGACUUUCUUAA